Messenger RNA from Jaculus jaculus (lesser Egyptian jerboa), 1839 nucleotides. RefSeq names its product synaptotagmin like 3 (gene Sytl3). NCBI's taxonomy places the organism in Eukaryota, Metazoa, Chordata, Mammalia, Rodentia, Dipodidae. Gene Ontology annotation, cellular component: exocytic vesicle; plasma membrane. Gene Ontology annotation, molecular function: small GTPase binding; neurexin family protein binding. The transcript has 15 exons. The coding region runs from base 1 to 1827 and encodes 608 amino acids. Gene Ontology annotation, biological process: exocytosis; intracellular protein transport. The record is from RefSeq and is a predicted model, not a curated record.
AUGGCGUGUGCAGUGGGCCUGGAGUCCCUCAGGGAGCUGGAACAAGAGAUCAUCCUCCAAGUCCUGUACCGUGAUCGGGCCAUUCAAAGCAUCGAGGAGGAAAGGGUCCGGAAGCUGAGGACGCACCUGCAGCACCUUCGCUGGACAGGGGCGAGGAGCUCGAGCCGCGAGCCCCGGGAGAAGCGCUGCGCCCGCUGCCAGCGCGGGCUGGGGCCGCUGCUGAACCGCGGGGCCGUGUGCCAGGGCUGCAGCCACCGCGUGUGCCCCGAGUGCCGCGUGUUCCCGCGGAGGAGCCGGGCCUGGCAGUGCACCGUGUGCUUUGAGGACAGAAAUGUAAAAAUAAAAACUGGAGAAUGGUUCUUUGAGGAACGAGCCAAGAAAUUUCCAACCGAAGGCAAACAUGAAACGGCUGGGGCGAAACUCUUGCGGUCUUACCAGAGGCUGAGCAAAGUCUCCGUGGUUCCUCCUACUCCACCACCUCUCAGCGAGAACCAGUGUGGUGGCAGCCCCGGCCGGGUGCAGGAACUUGGUCAGUUUAGAGGAUUUAAUAAGUCUGUGGAGAAUUUGUUUCUGUCGGUCACCACCCACAUGAAAAAGCUCUCCAGGUCCCAGGAUGAUGUGACUUCUGACAAGCAUCUUCUGGCCACAGAUCCCAGGCGGUGUGUGGGCCAGACGGAGAGGCGGAGUCAAUCAGACACAGCUGUCAACGUCACCUCUAGGAAGGUCAGCAUACCAGAUAUUCUGAAACCUUUCCAUCCAGAGGAUCCCAAACAGCCUCCUAGUCCUGUUCUGAAGCAAGAGACUCUCCCAUCUAACCCGAGCACUUUCUUCCCUGGACACUCAAGACAUGGAAGCCUGGUUAGCAUUACCAGCACCUGCACAGAGAUGGGUCAUUUUGAACACGCUAAUGUGACUGGGGAAGUGGAAUUUGCCAUUCGCUAUCGCUUUAAAACCCAUUGUUUAGAGAUAUGCAUCAAGGCCUGUAAGAACCUUGCGUGUGGAGAGGAGAAGAAGAAAAAGUACAAUCCGUAUGUAAAGACGUACCUGCUGCCCGACAGGUCCUCCCAGGGCAAACGCAAGACGGGAGUCCAAAAGAACACUCUGGACCCGACCUUCGAGGAGACCUUGAAGUACCAGAUGGACCUUGCCCAGCUCAUGACCCGGCAGCUGCAGGUCUCUGUGUGGCACCUGGGCACCCUUGCCCGGAGGGUGUUUCUUGGAGAAGUCAUCAUUCCUCUGGCCACAUGGGACUUUGAAGACAGUGCCACACAGUCUUUCUGCUGGUACCCACUUCAGACCAAGACAGAGAAACCUGAAGAAACUCUUCCUCAGAAUCAUGGUGAACUGGCUGUACGGGCCAAACUUGUCCUCCCUGUGGGGCCAAGACAGCUCCAGGAGGCCCAUGAAGGGACCGAUCAGCUGUCACUUAAUGGUCAACUCUGUCUGGUUGUGCUCGGAGCCAAGAAUUUGCCGGUGCGGUCAGAUGGUACCCUCAACUCAUUUGUUAAGGGUUGCCUUACUCUGCCAGACCAGCAAACACUGCGACUUAAGUCCCCAGUGCUCAAGAAGCAGGCCUGUCCCCAGUGGAAACACUCCUUUGUGUUCAACGGUGUGAGCAGGUCUCAGCUAAAACGAUCGAGCCUGGAGUUAACCGUCUGGGACCAAGCCCUGUUCGGUAUGAACGACCGCCUGCUCGGGGGAGCCAGGCUUGGCUCAAAGGCAGGUGCGGCUGGAGACGCGGAUUCAUGCUCGCAGUCAAAGCUUCAGUGGCAGAAAGUCCUGUCCAGCCCCAACCUAUGGACUGACAUGACACUCACCCUGUACUGAGGCGCCGCCCGC